AUGAUUCCUCUAGUCACCGCGAAGUAUGACUGGAUCCUAGCCAUUACCACAAUCGCUUUCAUUUUCAGUGCCUUCGGUAACGGUGCUAACGAUGUCGCCAACGCCUAUGCCACAUCUGUCGCCGCCCGGACACUCAACAUGGCCACGGCCGGUGUCCUGGCUAUCUUCACUGAGUUCAUCGGCGCAGUAGCCAUGGGCAAGCGAGUCACCGAUACAAUCAAGAACGGAAUCAUCGACAUCGACCGCUUCGAUGGCAAGCCUGGUGCGCUCAUGCUGGCCAUGGGCUGUGCCGAGAUUGGCAGUGCUAGUUGGUUGAUGUUCGCCACUGGAAUGGGCUGGCCUGUCUCGACGACGCAGACUAUCGUCGGCGCCCUCGUCGGUGUUGGUUUUGCUUCCCAGGCUGACAUCAACUGGGCCUGGUCAAAGGGAAGUGUCUCCCAGGUUGCUGCAUCUUGGGGUAUUGCCCCUCUCGUUGCAGCUGGAUUCUCGGCUAUCAUUUUCGGUACUCUCAAGUACUCUGUCCUUGAACGCAAGGAUCCCUUCAAGUGCGGUAUGCGUAUGAUUCCUUACUACCUUGCCACGACCGGAGCCAUCCUCGCCCUCUUCAUCGUCAUCGAAGCCCCCACGGCACCAUCUUUGGAGGAGUUUGGUGCUGGCAAGGCAGUUGGUAUUAUCCUGGGUGUGUUCGUUGGCUGUUUCGUCAUUGCCCACGUCUUCUUCAUGCCAUACUUCAAGCGCCGUCUCGUUCAAAACGAUGCCCGUGUCAAGUUUUACCACAUCCCCCUCGGCCCCCUACUGCUGAAAGAGAACCCACCCCUAUACUUCCCCGGAAAGGGCGACGAGGCCGUGAUCAACUACUAUGAAGAUUCCUACGGCGAAGUCCGUGCCGGCCAACACGAUGCAGCCAAGGAAAACUUUUCAUCAAAUGCAGACUCUGUCACCGCUACCCCGGAAAUUACAGCAAUGUCUAGCGCGGGCCACGUUGGAGAUGACGAGGAGAAGAUCAGACCGGCAACCGCCCCUCGCAAGAAGCAUCUCGAACCAGCUGAACGUUUCCUCGACCCUGUCCGAGAACUGUCCUGGACCAAUCCCAAGAAGGCCUUUGGUUACCUGAAAUAUGCUUUCCUUCAGGGUGUCACCCGUGAUGUGGUCACACACGACUCGUCUGAGCUGCGUGCAAUCCACGCACGUGCCCACCGGUAUGACGACCGCGUCGAACAUCUCUGGACAUACUGCCAGGUUGUCUCAGCCAUGAUGAUGUCCAUUGCACACGGUUCCAAUGACGUGGCCAACGCUGUUGGACCCUGGGCUGCUGUGUACAGUACAUACCACGCUGGCGCUGUCGAGACCAAGGCACCUACCCCUACCUGGUUCUUGGUUGUUGCUGGUCUGCUGCUCGGUCUUGGAUUCUGGUUCUUCGGAUACCACAUUGUUCGUGCUCUUGGAAACAAGAUCACCCAGAUGUCGCCCACCCGUGGCUUCAGUGUUGAACUUGGAGCUGCUGUCGCUGUGCUUUUGGCUUCAAGACUUGGCUUGCCUGUUUCCACUACUCAGUGCUUGACUGGUGCCUCUAUGGGAGUUGCUCUCAUGAACUAUGAUCUUGGCGCUGUCAACUGGAAGCAACUUGCCUUUAUCUUUGGUGGUUGGGUCUUGACUUUGCCUUGUGCCGGAUUGGUUUCUGGACUGCUUUGCGUGAUGGCAUUGAAUGCCCCUCAUCUGUAA
Molecule: messenger RNA, 1722 nt
Organism: Penicillium griseofulvum
Lineage: Eukaryota; Fungi; Ascomycota; Eurotiomycetes; Eurotiales; Aspergillaceae
Product: inorganic phosphate transporter
Exons: 1
Coding region: 1-1722 (573 amino acids)
Biological process (GO): phosphate ion transmembrane transport
Cellular component (GO): membrane
Source: RefSeq, a predicted model, not a curated record